GGAGUGACCACACGAUGAUUCCAAUGGAAACACGGAGAAGCCCAUUAAAGAGUCCAAGGCAAGCCUCCUCUCCAUACGAUGAUCUUUUUCAGCAGUAUCUUUGCUUUGCUUUUGAAACUGUGCUUUGGAUUUUGAACCGUCAUAUUGUAUUAUCCAGAGUUUUGAAUAAUCAUGGAAAAAACAUUGAACGUGUCGCAUUCAGGGAGCAGUAAAGGAAAGUGGUCAUUGGAUCUGGGGAAUCCCGCACACAGAGAGGCAAGAAGCGGCUCGUAUAGUCCGGGAACAGGGGCUGUUUCGGACACUCACCCGUCUCAGACCCAAAAACGACACUUGGAAGGGGUUUUGAACAAAUACACCAAUUUACUGCAAGGCUGGCAGCACAGGUACUUUGUGUUGGACCCUGAGCUCGGCCAGCUUCAGUAUUUCAUCAACGAGCACAGUAAGAACCAGAAGCCACGAGGGUCCCUGCCCCUCAUCGGCUCCGCGGUGGCCCCAAGCGACGAGUUUCCCUAUAUGUUCACAGUCUGUGCAGCAAAUGGAGAUUUCUUCAAACUACGGGCCUGUGAUGCACACGAGCAGCAGAUGUGGAUGACCCAGCUUCAGCUGUGUGCCCGUCGCCACUCAGACGGCAGUGCCAAGGGCUGCACCUCAUCUUCCUCCUCCUCCUGCAACACAUCCUCUUCCUCAUCUGUCGGCCGGACCCGCAGCUUCUCCCUGCACCCGCACCCUGUCCCACAGUGCUCCUCCAUCUCCACCCAAAGACAGACCCCCCAGCAUGGGACUCCUGCCUCUGUCAUCACCAUCACCCACCACAAGUCCCCCACCGCCAGCCAACGGGCCUGCAGCCAGCAUCCUGCAGGACUGCACCAGGUCAAAGAGGUCAUGUCCCAGGCAGAGGGCCAGCAGAAGAACCUGGUGAAUUCUAUCGAGUCGCUGCCGAGCCGCGGGCCGCUGUCCUCCCUCGACCAGGACCUGCUCCUCCUCAAAGCCACGUCUGCAGCCACACUCAGCUGUCUGGGAGAAUGCCUGAGUAUCCUUCAGCACAACGUGUGCCAGGCGGCCCAACACAUCACCCAAAGCCACAUGCAGGGAUCACAUACAGAUAACAUCUGCAAUUGGUCAAGGUCCAAGACUGCCUCAGAAGACCAUGAGAAGAACGGAGAAUUGACACAUAACACCUCAACUGUACAUCAGCACCUCUCUCCACUUCACAGGAACAAAGAACGGCUCAAAGACACAGAGAGCUCCAGCUCAGAAUCGGUGGACUCCAGCGAGGAGAUCACAGACACAGAAGAUAAUGAGGAGGAAGACCUCGGAGUCUUAGAUGACCAGAGGAGCAUCAUCCUCCAUCUGCUGUCUCAACUCAAACUGGGCAUGGACCUCACACGGGUGGUGCUGCCCACGUUCAUCCUAGAGAAGCGCUCCCUUUUGGAGAUGUAUGCCAAUUUCAUGGCCCAUCCGGAUGUGUUUUUGGCCAUCACAUCGGGAGUGACGGCAGAGGAACGUAUGAUCCGGUUUGUGGAAUACUACUUGACCGCUUUCCACGAGGGGCGUAAAGGAGCGGUGGCCAAGAAGCCUUACAACCCCAUUCUGGGGGAGAGCUUCCACUGCACAUGGGACGUACAGCGAGAUAAAGUGCGGCCCCUCAGGACUACCAGCUCAAGUCCAGCCCCUGCGGCUGCUCAUUCUUCCCAGAUCACCUCCAGUGAGGGGCUAGGGUCUUACCGGCUACGGUUUGUGGCUGAGCAGGUGUCCCAUCACCCCCCAGUCUCUGGAUUCUACUGCGAGUGCAAAGAGCAGCAGAUAUGCGUCAACACUCAUGUCUGGACUAAAAGCAAAUUCAUGGGCAUGUCCAUAGGAGUGUCAAUGGUUGGAGAAGGUGUUUUACAUCUCUUGGAGCAUGAUGAGGAGUAUGUGUUCACACUGCCAUCUGCCUACGCCCGCUCCAUCCUCACAGUGCCCUGGGUGGAGCUGGGUGGGAAAGUAUCCAUCUCCUGUGCCAAAAGCGGAUACUCUGCCACCGUCACAUUCCACACCAAACCCUUCUAUGGAGGAAAGGUCCACAGAGUCACGGCUGAGGUAAAACACAACCCCACCGGCACCAUCGUCUGCAAGGCUCAGGGGGAGUGGAACGGGACGCUGGAGUUCACCUACAGCAGCGGAGAGACCAAAGUGAUUGACACGUCCAAACUGCCAGUCAUUAAGAAGAAGAUCCGGCCACUGGAGAAACAGGGCCAGUAUGAAUCAAGACGGCUGUGGCAGCACGUGACGGCAGCGCUGAAGGCCGGCGAUAUCGAUGCGGCCACUGAACACAAACACCAGCUGGAGGAGAAACAGAGGAGAGAAGGGAAGCAGAGAACCGCCAGCAGCACUACCUGGAAACCCAAGUACUUCAUUAAAGAGGGGGAUGGAUGGGUGUACCACAAUCCUCUGUGGAAGACAAAGUGAAGUCACGCUGGAGCCACAUGAUUGGGGUCCGUUACAGACCUCUAGCCCCACGGAUGGGGAGUGUCCAUUUGAGCGAGGGGCUGGCCGACCAAUGAGACUCGAGCAGGAGGGAAAGACAUUGAUCUGUUUUUCCAACUCUUAGUAUAGAGAAUGGAAGGUGCCAAAAACUAAAAAAAUGAACUUGAGGGUGGCAGAAAUACCUCAAAAAACCCUCUAGAUGAUGAAGAUUGGACGUGGAGGCCUGAAUUGUGUGACCUUGUGCAAUAUCUUUAUAUUUGUAUAUUACAUCUGGUAAUCAAUGAUACUGAGUAAAGUGAUUUUUCACACAGGAGAUGUAGCAUCUGUAUCAGAGUAUAACUGGUAUUUUAGAACAACAUAAAGGCAGAUAUUGAGUAUGUGAGUACAGUAUGUAUUCAUUUCCAAUAGAGCUCACCUCUCAUGUUCUUAUUUUAUUUGAAUGACUGAAUCAAUCUUACCAUAUGAGGACCGUAUUGUGAUUCAGUUGAGCUUCCUGAAGAAAAAAUAAAAUUGAUAUUUAAUAGAUUUAAAAAUGGUGUACAUGUAUUUUUCCCUCGUAAUGAUUUAGUAAGGUCAGUGAUAUGCAUGGAUUUCAGUCUCUUUACUUAUCCAUCAAAUGUAAGCUGGUUUUUAAAAAGCCGAUCUUCAGAAAUUUGACCUUUGCAUGGUUUAAUUUUUAACAUUAUACAUUUCUUUAACAGAAAAACCUAUUUCGAAGACUAUUCCUGCAGACGCGAAUGCCGUUUGUGUCACUUAACUCGUGUGUUCAAACAAAAGCAUUCUGAAAACAAACCAAAAAAAGCAUGGUGCAUUUAACACUAGUUGUUUUAAUAGGGUGCAAAAUACAGCCUAUUUGUUCUUAACAAGUGGUCCUUGAAACGAGGUGAUCUAAAAAAAUAAAAAAAACUAAGUUCAAAACAUUUUCUAUUCUCUGACAUUUGCCAUUUUUUGGUUUUGUCUAAUUAGCUUCAAUUUUAGUAAUUUUUCAAAGAAAUGUUAAAAAAAUAAUUCUUUUGUGGCUUUAAAAAAAAUGCUCUAAAAAGUAUACAGCUUUGGUGGAAAGUGAAACGCAUUCCAUUUGCAAUAUAUCUAAUGUAGUAAACCGCAGCUGUCAGUUAAACUGGCUUGAGUUUGAAUCAGAAUAAGGAAACGUCAGACUGAAGCCUACAUUUUUCAGAAUAGUGUUGUCAUGAGGUACUUUUCCAGUCACAUGACAAGUACAGCUCAUCUGAUUCACUUUAGACGACAGCACCUGCUCGAUGUAAUGUGCAGGAGCUGCUACCUAGAGGAAACCCAUAGAAUAACACCAAUGACCAGCAGCUGGAGCAGACGUUUUGAAUAACAUUUCUAUUAAAACAUGACAAAAUAAAAAAAAAUUAAAAGGAUGUGAGAUUACAAACAUGGAUAAGGCAGAUUCUUUCAUUGAUUCUUUUAUUCACAAAUGGCAUCAACUCAUUCUCACAAACAGCAUCUUUGCCUCUCCCUCGUUUUUUAAAUUUUUUAUUUUACAAUUUAUGGAAUAAAUUUUAA
Messenger RNA from Carassius auratus (goldfish), 3996 nucleotides. Its product is annotated as oxysterol-binding protein-related protein 10-like. Gene Ontology annotation, molecular function: cholesterol binding. Lineage: Eukaryota; Metazoa; Chordata; Actinopteri; Cypriniformes; Cyprinidae. The record is from RefSeq and is a predicted model, not a curated record. The transcript has 12 exons. Gene Ontology annotation, cellular component: membrane; cytosol. The coding region runs from base 172 to 2448 and encodes 758 amino acids.